Nicotiana tabacum (common tobacco) is the source of this 944-nucleotide messenger RNA. Lineage: Eukaryota; Viridiplantae; Streptophyta; Magnoliopsida; Solanales; Solanaceae. The record is from RefSeq and is a predicted model, not a curated record.
ACCCCCUCCGUCCCUAUCGCUACGCUUCCAGUUAUUGGGUCGUGUCCCAUUUUUCCCUAAUCCUCUGGUCACGUGACCCAACCCACUUCACUUCUCUCUUUAAGCAGACGAAAAAGAAUUCGUAACGUCAAUUUGAAAACCCCUCUUUCUCUCUCACGAGAUACAUAUAUACUCUGGACUCUACACUGAUUUUGAAGAAAAUGGAGAAUUCUUCUGAAAAUCUGGAUGAUGGAAUGUUAUGGCUACCGUCUGAUAUUUUCCCUGUAGAAGAAGUUUCAGUUACUUUUACUCCUCCCAAGUUUAAAAACAACCACCCCACUACCUCUACUUGUUGCUGUUACUCUUGUAAUGAUCAUCUCUCUUUAAUGGCUGAACAACAAGAAACUGAUAAUGAAAAUAUCAUUCAAAGCUUCGCUGCUUUUUCUCUUCUUCAUCAACGUAACCACCACCUCCCUCAUACCCACUAUGUUCCAAAGCCAUUUCCCAUUUCUGAGCGGUUCAGACCGGUAGAGAGGUGCAGGUGUACGGAUUGUUCCCUUUCUGGGUGUGUUGAACGAAAUAGAGGGGGAGAGCUGCUUCGGACCGGCGGUGUUUAUCCGUACCAGUUUUAUACACCCCAGGUUGAGAGCUUGAUUGAAGCAAGAAGUAGGGUUUUGCAGAUGCAAGAGAACCGGUUCAUCAGAAUGCGUAACCUGAGAAUAAAUGAAGACCGGUUCAUGGGAAGCCGGUUUUUUCCAUUUGUGGGAAGUGGAUAUGGAGGAGGAGGUAGUUCUACUUCUGGUGGAACAGGUGUUUUCCUUCCGAGAGUACCCACUAACAUCAACGAUUAUCGUAAUCAUCCUCAUGCUAGAAAGAGACAAGAAACUGAUCCAAUGCCAAUUUUGAUUGCUGAAGGUGUUCCUAGCUUCAGCCUUUUACCAUAUUUUGCCUUGAGGAACAGAUGA